Messenger RNA from Manis pentadactyla (Chinese pangolin), 616 nucleotides. RefSeq names its product gamma-crystallin B. The coding region runs from base 145 to 543 and encodes 132 amino acids. Gene Ontology annotation, biological process: lens development in camera-type eye; visual perception. Gene Ontology annotation, molecular function: structural constituent of eye lens. The transcript has 2 exons. The record is from RefSeq and is a predicted model, not a curated record. NCBI's taxonomy places the organism in Eukaryota, Metazoa, Chordata, Mammalia, Pholidota, Manidae.
CUGUCGCCCUGUUCUCCACUGCAGAUCACCUUCUACGAGGACCGCGGCUUCCAGGGCCGCUGCUACGAGUGCAGCAGCGACUGCCCCAACCUGCAGCCCUACUUCAGCCGCUGCAACUCCAUCCGCGUGGACAGCGGCUGCUGGAUGCUCUAUGAGCGGCCCAGCUACCAGGGCCACCAGUACUUCGUGCGGCGCGGCGACUACCCCGACUACCAGCAGUGGAUGGGCCUCAGCGACUCGGUCCGCUCCUGCCGCCUCAUCCCGCACCACUCUGGCACUCACAGAAUGAGGAUCUAUGAGAGAGAUGACUUCAGAGGACAAAUGUCGGAGAUCACAGAUGACUGCCUCUCUCUUCAGGACCGCUUCCACCUCAGUGAAAUCCACUCCCUUCAUGUGCUGGAGGGCUGCUGGGUCCUCUAUGAGAUGCCCAGCUAUAGGGGGCGGCAGUACCUGCUGAGGCCGGGGGACUAUAGGCAGUACCAAGACUGGGGGGCCGUGGAUGCCCGAGUUGGUUCUUUCAGACGAGUGAUGGAUUUUUACUGAAGUAUUUACAUCCUCCACUUUUCUCCUGUAGAAUCUAAUAAAAUAUUUAGCUGUGUUUCUGGCACUAAUAGAA